Molecule: messenger RNA, 1337 nt
Organism: Monascus purpureus
Lineage: Eukaryota; Fungi; Ascomycota; Eurotiomycetes; Eurotiales; Aspergillaceae
Source: the annotation of a GenBank genome assembly
ACGAGGUGAGGGCAAAUGAAGCUGCGUGUUUACUCCGGAUGGCUUUGUUCUUCCUAUCGUUCCUAUCGUGCUCAAUGAGAUGCUCGGAUGCUCCUAUCUCAUACUUCAGUAAUACUCAAUAAUAAUAGCAUUCUGGUGCUGCUUACUCCGUACUCCGACCCUUGGGGAGCCAUGCAGCAUAGACGCAGCUAUAAAACAGGCACCAUGCAUGUCCAGGAUCGCCUGGCUCCCUCCUCGAUUCAUGGCAUCCAGGAUGAAACUGAGCCUCCUUGCAGCGCUCCCCCUCCUCGCUCUUGCCGGGGCAAGACCCUCUGCACGCUCUUCCUCCAUCGCCUAUGUCGACGUCUCCGUCACCACAGUCUGGACGGACCCCAGCAAAGUACGCCCCGUCGAUGGGCCUGCGCUCUCCAAUCCCGUCCGCAUCCAGCAGUGGCUGGACACCAUGACCGUGGAUGAUUUCCGCGAUCUCACCAACUCGGGUCGCACGCAGACGCAGGCCCUGUACGGCACCCCUGUCGAGAUCCUCGGCUACCAGGACGGCUGGUACGAGGUCGCCGUGUCCGGACAGCCCACGCCCAAGAACGCCUACGGCUAUCCGGGCUGGAUCCCAGCGGUGCAGGUCAGCUUCGACGACCGCUUCGGCGCCCUGCAGUCCUCCAAGCCCUUUGCGGCUGUCGACAAGGUCGCCAAUACCACUCUCUACCGCGAUGUCUGGCUGACGGAGAAGUGCAUCGACGUCGCCUACGACACGCGUCUCCCCGUGAUUGGGGUGUUCGGCGAGGCUGUCCAGGUCGCUGUGCCGGGGGGUGGAUCGGCGUACAUCCGCAUCUUCGAUGUCAGCAUCUACGACUCGGUCAAGCACAUCCCCUAUCCCACCGGCGAGGAUCUCAUCCGGUCUGCCAAGCUGUUCCUCGGUCGUCCGUAUCUCUGGGGUGGUACGUCGGGCUAUGCCUUUGACUGCUCUGGUUUCACGCACACCUUGUACGAUGCCCAUGGCAUCACCGUCCCCCGUGAUGCCGAUGCCCAGGCAGACUUCACCGGCCAUGGCAGCCCUGUUGAUCGCGCGGAUCUGCAGCUCGGCGAUCUGCUCUUCUAUGCGGACAAUACCAGCGAUCCCAGCACUAUCUACCACGUUGCUAUGUACGCGGGCGAUGGCAAUAUGGUCGAGGCGUACGAUUCCGGCACUCCCAUUCGCGUUACUCCGGUGCGCUUCAAUGAGGAUUACUGGGGUGCCGAGCGAUUCCUGCAUUGAUGGUUUGAUUCUGUAUAUACAAUAGCCUCAUAGACAUGCUCAUGUACAUACACACCCACUACUGUGCCAAAUAUAUUAAACAUGC